Phodopus roborovskii (desert hamster) is the source of this 5831-nucleotide messenger RNA. RefSeq names its product inositol 1,4,5-triphosphate receptor associated 1 (gene Irag1). The transcript has 20 exons. The record is from RefSeq and is a predicted model, not a curated record. Lineage: Eukaryota; Metazoa; Chordata; Mammalia; Rodentia; Cricetidae.
AUGUAAAACUGAGCAGCCCAUCUGUGGCUCUUGAACCCUGGAAAUGGAGCCUAGCUUGGGACAGGGAUGGGAAGGAUUUUGACUUGUCCUUUUGGCAUCUCCCCAGCCUGCGGAGCCCAAGCCUCUUGGAGCAUCUUUGGGGUUGACACAGCAGAGGUUCCAGGCACACACAGCCACUCCAGCCAGGAGGCUGCCAUGUCCCACAUUCCUGAGGAUGAGGAGCCCCCUGGAGAGCCACAGGCAGCCCAGACCCAAGACUCUCCCUCUGCAGGACCACUUCGCAACCCUCCCACAAUCAUCCUGACGGGGGAUGCCUAUUCACCUGAAGGAGAAGCUGACAGAAACCUCAUCAACAGAACUCCUAGCCCCAAUCGAAGACUUUCCCACAGACAACUGAAGGCCUCCACAGCUUCACUGACUUCUGUGGACCCCACGGGACAUAUCAUUGACCUGGUAAAUGACAAGCUGCCAGACAUCAACAUCUCAGAGGAGGACAAGAAGAAAAACCUGGCUCUUCUGGAAGAAGCCAAGUCGGUGAGUGAGCGAUUCCUGACCCGCCGCGGGAGGAAAUCCAGGAGCAGCCCCGGAGACUCCCCGUCAGCUGUUUCCCCAAACCUCAGCCCUGGAGCUUCUCCUGCACCCUCCCGGAGCUGCUCGCUCACUAUCUCUACACCACCAGGUUUGGACACAUGCAGUGGCCCACAGUCCCCUUUGCCGGGAGGACCACCACAGCAAAAGGGGCAUGAGGCUGCCAUCUCCUCACCUCACCUCGGAGAGCCUAAUGUCUCCAAAGGGCUAGCAGACCAGAAGCAGAAUGACCAAAGGAAAGUGUCUCAAGGCAGACUGGCUCCUCGCUCUCCCACUAAGGAGAAACCCAAAGAACUUACAGUAGAACAAAAGGAGAACUUUGAUCCCCUUCAGCAUCAGGAGGCUGCACCCAUGGCUCAGGCUUCUGGAGCAAGCAUCAGUGGGAAAAUGGCCCUGAACAGCCCCCAGCCUGGCCCUGCUGAGAUGGAGCUUGGGAGGCAGCUCCUGAAGACAGGCAGGGAAGGCAGCCCUCUGCCCAGAGGCACAGCCCAAGGCUCAGGAGGAACUGGCUUUCCAUAUCCCCAGGGACAAGGCUCUGCUGGAGAGCCUGUGGGGCCCAAGGCUGGUUCCAAAGCUGAGCUGAGGCCCCCUGUGUCCCGGCCUCCCUUGAUACGGGGAGUCUCCUGGGACAGCAGCCCCGAAGAACCUGGUCCCCUGCUACAGAAGGUACUUGCCAAGUUGCCUCUGUCAGAGGAAGAGAAGCGGUUCCCAGGCAAAGGCAAACCAGUCAAGCCACCUGGGCUCAAAGACUUCCAGAUACAAGUACAACCAGUGCGCAUGCAGAAACUGACCAAGCUCCGGGAGGAACACAUCAUGAUGAGAAACCAGAACCUGGUGGGGUUCAAGCUUCCCGAACUGAGUGAAGCUGCAGAACAGGAUAAAGGGGUUUCUUCUGAACUCGCCCCAGCAACUGAGGAAGAAGAGUCAAAGGGCAGUCUGGAUGUGAUGCCCAACAUCUCUGACAUAUUGCUGCGCAAACUAAGAGUUCACAAGUCACUCACCGGAAGUGCCCCUCCACUCACUGAAAAGGAAGUUGAGAACGUGUUCAUACAACUGUCCUUGGCCUUCAGAAAUGACAGCUACACCUUGGAGUCUAGAAUCAACCAGGCUGAGAGGGAACGCAACCUGACAGAAGAGAACACUGAGAAGGAACUGGAAAACUUCAAAGCUUCCAUUACGUCCUCAGCAUCCAUCUGGUACAACUGUGAGCACCGAGAGACCUAUCAGAAGCUUCUGGAAGACAUCGCAGUCUUGCAUCGUCUGGCGGCCCGCCUCUCCAGCCGGGCUGAAGUGGUGGGGGCUGUGCGCCAGGAAAAGCGUAUGUCAAAGGCAACGGAAGUGAUGAUGCAGUAUGUAGAGAAUCUGAAGAGAACGUACGAGAAGGACCAUGCGGAGCUCAUGGAAUUCAAGAAACUCGCAAAUCAGAAUUCAAGCCGUAGCUGUGGUCCCUCUGAGGAUGGGGUCCCCCGCACGGCGCGAUCUAUGUCCCUCACGAUGGGCAAGAACAUGCCCCGCCGGAGGGUCAGUGUUGCUGUGGUUCCCAAGUUUAAUGCCCUGAACCUUCCUGGCCAAGCCUCCAGCUCAUCACCCAUCCCCUCCCUACCAGCUCUGUCUGAAUCGCCCAAUGGAAAAGGCAACACAUCUGUCCCCCCAGUGCUGCCUGCACUUUUGGAAAAUGGAAAGACAAAUGCAGAGGCUGACUGUGAAGCUUGUGCCCCCGUGCCACUCCCAAGCUGCCUGGAGGACACGAGCCAGGAGACCAAGGCCAGGGCAGAGGAAGAAGCCUACAACAAAGGAUACCAGGAAGUGGUAAAGAAGACCGAAGAACUUCAAGACCUGAAGGAGGAGGAGGAAGAACAGAAGACAGAGAGUCCUGAGGAGCCAGUGGAGUUAGAAGAGACUGAGGAGGAAGCGAAGCCUCAGAGAAGCAGCAAACUUGAAGAACUGGUCCACUUCCUACAAGUCAUGUAUCCCAAACUGUGUCAACACUGGCAAGUGAUCUGGAUGAUGGCUGCAGUAAUGCUGGUCUUGAGUGUUGUGCUUGGGCUCUACAGCUCCUAUAAUGCCUGUACAGAGCAGCCUGAUGGGCCCCCUGGGAGGUCCACCUGCUCAGCAGCCCAGCGGGACUCCUGGUGGAGCUCAGGACUCCAGCAAGAGCAGCCAGCAGAGCAGUAGGGCACCGGACUCGUUAGCUAUGCCCUGCUCUAGUACAUUCACAACACCCUGCCCCCAAGUUGAGUGUGCCAGGCCCAUGUGUGCACAUGUGGUCACCCAUCCCAUCGGGGUACAAGGAGGCUUUGUCUUCACCCCCAGCGCCUCCAUGGAAGCUACUCAUACACAGUAACCUGAUACUUUGAGGAGAUCAGCAAAUCUGGCUCAGGAAAGUGUCUAGUGGACAAAGAAGUGACUUUCACCAAGGACCCUGGCCCACGGGAAGAGUUCUGCCCCUGGCUCAGGUGGAUUGGGAAAACCAAACCCCCUUCAUUCAGGGGGCAGUGAGAAGCCUGUUCUCCACGCCCCCUUUCCUCCCUAUGUUUCAUAAUCAGGAAGAAUUGUACUUAAUGGCCAGUACUGACCAUAAGGAUCAGACCUGGGACUUGGAGUCACAGCGUGGAUGUCUUCCCACUUCCUAUGACCAAUCUUUAGCCUUCUCUCUCCCCUUCAGAAUCACCAUUUCUUGCUGGAGUGGGAAAGCUUGCUCACAAAAGUACACAGGCUAAAAGUAGCCCCAUGCUCGAAGGGAAACAGGAAGACGUGAGUUAAUAUAUAACUUAUCUUUAUACAUAUGGACAGAACACACAACAUGUUUGUGCACAGACACCCACUCUCUGGAAGCGUGCUCUGCUCAUUGGUAUCCAUGUUGUGUCAACCAAUUGGUUUUCACUAGGUAUGGAAUAGUAGUCACUAGCAUCAGUACAGGGAGCCCUCCACACCUCUGAAGAUGUUUGAAUACCCUAAGAAAUCAUGUCUUCAUUGCACUUCAGAUGCCAGUUUGGAGCUGCACAGUUUGUUCCCUGCUUAUGUGCUGCAUUUGAAAGUGAUCCUACACAGUUAACCCACCCCUUGGGUAAGAAAAGGUGUGCCUUCCACUCCAGACUCUCACUCUGCCUUGCGCCUCAGGGCUGCCAUUCUCAUGUAAUUCCUGCCCAAAUGUGUCCUUCCCAGGACCUGUUCGGCAUCAAACCGAAGGAGCUCAUCCUGCCUGCAGUAUGGCAUCUCUCACACUGUUCAGCUGUUAUCUUCAUCCAGCUCUCAUCAGUUGGAGAUGGGUCGUCUGUUGUGGGGUGCUUUUCUGUUUCAUUGUUUUUGUUGCUAACACUCAAGUAGAACUUAAUGUGAGCCAGAAGUGUCUCAGUGUUAUAUUGGUAGUAAUUCAUUUAGUCCUCAAGAAAAACAAAAUCUGAAAUUGUAUUUCUCUCUCUAUGUCAAAUAAGGAAACAGAAGCAUAAAUGAUGCAAAAGUAUGCACAUACAGAGCAAUCUCACACACACACACACACACACAGAGAGAGAGAGAGAGAGAGAGAGAGAGAGAGAGAGAGAGAGAGAGAACUUGUCAAGCAUGUAUAGCUAGUAAGUAAAUCAUUCAUACUAGAGUGGUCUGGCUCCAGGGACUGUACUACUUACUGACUCUUCUCUGGUCUCCCAGCUGAGUGCCUUCCAGGCCCUUCAGCUGAUCCAAACCAGCCAUGGUUCUCAAAUGAAAUCACUCCUCCCACUGUACUUCAAUCCAUAAGCAUCUCUCUCCUGCCAUUGUCCUCUUCUCACCACUCUUGAAGACCAAGCACAAACGCUACCCUUCUCUACAGGCCUCAGUGACCUUCUUCCCAUUCUUACCGCAUCAUGGGUGGUGCCCCACUUAGUGCUUCCUGCACUUGUUAAAUUUCAAUCAUUGACCUGUACCUACUGUCUAACCCAUUUAUGCAUCUGUCUGCCUGUUCAUUUUCCUUAAAUACUAUGUCUUACCAUCUCUUGGGUAGAUACCUAACAUGGCAAACACUUUGGAGAGAAUCAUUUAAUGUUGCUUAAAAGAAUAAGUGAUCAUUCAAGGUGGAGAGUAGCCUAGAACAUGACAUUUUGAGGUUUACAAAUACCAUCACCCCCAGGACCAUUCCUAUCUCCAUGAGAAACCUGUCAUGAUUUAUUCCUAACUUCAGCUUACUUCUAUCUUUACUUACUCUGAGAAAGCAAGAAUGAAACCAGACUACAGAAAUCCCAUUCCCAAGUUCAAGUACAAGACUCCAUGCAAUCUCUCCUUUUAGAGAGACAUGCCCCCACCACAACUCACCCAGACUAGGCCUCACUUGAAAACACUGGUUUUGAAGGGGCAUCCUUUAGAGGAUAGAACAUGACAAAGUGAGGAGCCCAAGGAUGUGCCAUUAAAGGUAACGAGGUUCAGAGUGAGGCAAUGGGAUUUUGCAGACGUAGGUAGAUGGCUUACCUGGUAUCUUUCAUAGGACUAGAUGCAGCCAAAGGAGAUUUAACUAGUAAGCAUCAUAUAGCCAAACACAGGGUGUAGAUGAAAUGCAGAGGGAACAGCCACUAGCAUUCUAGGAGGUCAAUGUCUAAUCUCAGCCCACUCCACACCAAAAGAAGUUCCAACUUGAGUGACCCCAUCAUCCAUUUGGCCACAGAUUCCCACCUGUGUUCUAGGUGAGACAAAGUCAAGAAGAGCAUGUGUAUACUGCAUCAGCAUCACCACUGGCCUCUGAAGCCUGCAGGAGUCCUUGAGCCUAGACCAGCAACCACAAUAGUCCAGAUGUAAGGGCGGUUGAGACAUAGCCAUAUUUAGGACUAAAAACAUACGUGUUGAUCCACUUUUUCAGGAAAACAAGGAUAACGUGAAGCAGUUACAGCUGCUGCCUCACAUGCCCAGUGAUUUGGAAGCCAGCCUUGUGUUUCCAGACAUAACAGUAAAAUUAAAUAGAAGUUCCCAUUCUAGAUGCCUCUGAAACCUGGCAUUUCUGCUUAGCCUUGUGAGUCUGGUUGCCAGCCUUCUAUUGCAGAGGGAUGUGUUUGCAUCACCACUGAUUCACUUCCUAAAAAGAGCCUCACUCUCUAGCCACCAUGAAGUCUGUUUCCUUUGUACAACCUGGAAGAGGGAAUAGCAAGGGAGACCCUGGACUUACCUAUCACUGGCUGUCAAUCCCUAAUGUUAAGCCUCACACAGGUAGGUGUGCUAGUGUUGAACCAUAGAAUGUCAUGUAGCUUGAGUUUGAAAAUAAACGCACAUUUCCAAACCUU